AUGGCAGCCCAUGAACUCAAAGUGAGCACCACACAUCCGUCAGCCAUAGUCCCAAGGAGGCAGUCUGAUGGAGCCGCUGGAUACGACAUACAUGCUGUUGAGCAGGGUGUACUGCUUCCAAACGAAACCAGGCCCGUCAGGACAGGACUUAUAUGGCAUCUUCCGCAAUCAAUAGUGGGGCUGGUGUUUGGAAGGUCUGGCUUAGCACUGAAUAGCUGGAUCGAUGUGCAUAAUGCAUGCAUCCACUCAGGAUGCAUCUCUGAGCUUGUCAUCACGCUGAAAAACAAUGGUAGUGAGUCCUUUGAGUACAAAGCGUCAAGUAGAAUAGCACAGAUAGUGUUUGUGCCGGCUGUUGAAACCGUUGUCAAUGUUGUGGAUUCGAUAUGUGCAACGGAAAGAGGAUGCCUUGGCUUUGGAUCAACAGGAAUGAAAUGA
Ordospora pajunii is the source of this 435-nucleotide messenger RNA. Its product is annotated as dUTPase. The record is from RefSeq and is a predicted model, not a curated record. The coding region runs from base 1 to 435 and encodes 144 amino acids. NCBI's taxonomy places the organism in Eukaryota, Fungi, Microsporidia, Ordosporidae. Gene Ontology annotation, molecular function: dUTP diphosphatase activity; magnesium ion binding. The transcript has a single exon. Gene Ontology annotation, biological process: dUMP biosynthetic process; dUTP catabolic process.